This is a messenger RNA of Macadamia integrifolia, 1098 nucleotides long. RefSeq lists its product as uncharacterized. The coding region runs from base 1 to 1098 and encodes 365 amino acids. The record is from RefSeq and is a predicted model, not a curated record. NCBI's taxonomy places the organism in Eukaryota, Viridiplantae, Streptophyta, Magnoliopsida, Proteales, Proteaceae. The transcript has a single exon.
AUGAAUGAUAUAAGGGCAGAGGCACGAGCAUCAUGGAACCUGAAAGGCGGCAUGAAGAUGGCGCCUAUGGGGAAGGGAUAUAUACUCUUCCAAUUUGAAAGUGAGGGAGACAUGGCAACAAUGUGGAGAAGAAGCCUCACAAGAGUAGGGAACCAAGUGAUCAGAUUCCAACCGUGGAAGCCUGAUUUCGACGUUCACGCUAAAAACAUCGAAACAAAGCUGGUUUGGAUUAGAUUCCCUAAUCUUCCUCUUAAAUACUGGCAUGAGAAGAUCCUUCUCACUAUGGCAAAGGCGGCAGGGAGACCAGUGGCAUUGGAUAGGUGCACUCGUACUGCUGCAAUGGGUACCUUUGCGAGGGUCCAGGUGGAAAUCGAAAUCGGUGUAAACAGAUUGGAGGAAAUUCACGUUGAGAGAAAACAGCCAGGAACGAAUGAGAUUUUCUGGUUCACUCAGACUAUCAUUUACCAGGACGGGAUGCCCAGGUGUGGCUUUUGUAAGAAGAUGGGUCAUUUAGUCAAUGUUUGUAGAGCAAAGAAAGAUGUUGAUGCUAGAGAAGAAGCUCUGCGUAAGGAAAACAUCCCUGGUGCAGUUUUUGCCGAUGAAUAUGCCGGUGCUCAGAGUAAUGGCCUCCAGGAUGGAAGACAACCGGUGACUGAAGGAAAUAGAUCAGGAAGGCUUUCUUCCCAAUCAAAUGAGCGAUAUCCUACCUUUUCUGGAAUGCUCAUUUCAAGAAACUUGGAGGGCAACCCAACUAAUGAAAAUCUCAAUGGAAAUAUUCAAAUUUGCCUUCCUUUGGAAGAGGCAUGGAGUAAGGAACAAAAUCUUAGUGAGGGGCAUGACUUUGUGCAUUACAUUGAGGGGGAUAAUCACUUAACUGCAUUUGGGUCGAACUCAGAUGAUGGGUUGGAUGCUGGGUCGGUUAAUGGAUCCGGUGAUGGAUCCAGGGCUCAUAUGAUCUAUCUAAGUUCUGCCCUGCCCAGGGAAGAUGACGGUUUGGUUGCUGCCCCAACCCAUGCUGAAUCUGAUCAUCGUGCUAAUGUAAGAUUCAAUCAGGAAGCACACUUUUCUUCAAUCAUGGAUAAUGGGAGAGAAGGGUGA